Messenger RNA from Tetrapisispora phaffii CBS 4417, 597 nucleotides. RefSeq lists its product as uncharacterized. The record is from RefSeq and is a predicted model, not a curated record. Lineage: Eukaryota; Fungi; Ascomycota; Saccharomycetes; Saccharomycetales; Saccharomycetaceae. The transcript has a single exon. Gene Ontology annotation, molecular function: FMN binding; NAD(P)H dehydrogenase (quinone) activity. Bases 1 to 597 code for a protein of 198 amino acids.
AUGCCAAAGGUUGCUAUUAUCAUUUACACUCUAUACGGUCACGUUGCUGCUACUGCUGAAGCUGAAAAGAAAGGUAUUGAAGCUGCCGGUGGUCAAGCUGAUAUCUUUCAAGUUCCUGAAACUUUAACUCCUGAGAUUGUUAAAGCUUUAGGCGGUGCCGAAAAACCAAACUAUCCAAUCGCUUCCAAUGAUACUUUGGUCGAAUACGAUGCCUUCUUAUUCGGUAUUCCAACUAGAUUCGGUAACUUCCCAGCCCAAUGGAAAUCUUUCUGGGACGCUACUGGCGGUCUUUGGGCUAAAGGCAGUUUGCACGGUAAGCCAGCUGGUAUCUUCGUCUCCACCGGUACUGGUGGUGGUAACGAGUCCACUGCUAUGAACGCUUUAUCUACUUUAAUUCAUCACGGUAUGGUCUUUGUUCCAUUGGGUUACAAGAACAGUUUCCCUGAAUUAACUAACUUGGAAGAAGUUCACGGUGGUUCUCCAUGGGGUGCUGGUACUAUUGCUGGUGCCGAUGGUUCGAGACAGGCUUCUAAGUUAGAGUUAACCGUCCAUGAAAUUCAAGGUAAGACUUUCUACGAAACUAUUCAAAAAUUAUAA